AUGUAUUCAAAUCUAAUACACUCUCAAAGUCCACUAGUUCUUCAAGACGACGUUUUUGUACGCAAGCGACCAGGGAAGCUCUGGUGGCUGUGACGCAAGAGUUCCGUGUUCUCCAGCGUAGGUGUCUGCGUACUUGCGUGCCCGUUCCUCGAUCCAUGUUGAGUGCUGGAGCGCGAUGGCGGCGUGCCGGGGAUCCUCAUCGAGAUGGUUCUUUACCCGGGAGCAGCUCGAAACCACGCCGUCCCGUCGCAGUGGAGUCGAGCCGGACAAAGAGCUUUCGUACCGGCAACAAGCGGCUAACCUUAUCCAAGAUAUGGGGCAGAGACUCAACGUAUCUCAAUUAACAAUAAACACUGCAAUUGUUUACAUGCACAGGUUUUAUAUGUACCAUUCGUUCACCAAGUUUCACAGAAACAUUAUUUCUCCAACUACAUUAUUCUUGGCUGCAAAGGUAGAGGAGCAGCCACGGAAACUUGAGCAUGUCAUCAAAGUAGCGCAUGCCUGCCUAAAUCCUCAAGAGCCACAGCUAGAUACAAAGAGUAAUGCAUACCUCCAGCAAGCUCAAGAGCUGGUGAUACUUGAAACCAUAGUGCUCCAGACAUUAGGUUUUGAAAUAACAAUUGAGCAUCCACAUACUGAUGUUGUGAAAUGUUCCCAGCUAGUGAGAGCAAGCAAGGAUUUGGCACAGACUUCCUAUUUCAUGGCUACCAACAGUCUGCACCUCACUACAUUCUGUCUUCAGUACAAGCCCACAGUGAUAGCAUGUGUGUGCAUUCAUUUGGCUUGCAAAUGGUCCAAUUGGGAGAUUCCUGUAUCCACAGAUGCAAAGCAUUGGUGGGAAUAUGUAGAUCCAUCUGUUACUCUGGAACUACUUGAUGAGUUAACACAUGAGUUUCUACAGAUACUGGAGAAAACACCCAGCAGAUUGAAAAGAAUUCGAAACUGGAGGGCCAAUCAGGCUGCUAAGAAGCCCAAGGGUGACGGGCAAGUUGCUGAUAACUCAUUUCCUGGUCCUUCUAUGGUCCAAAAUCCAUCUUUGGUCGACAACAUUACUGUUGUGUCAGCAAAUGCAAGUUUCCCGAAAGCAUCCAGCUCUGCAUCGUUCCCUGUAACCUUGCCUUCAAACUCUGCAGGAGCUACAAUGCAAGGCGGUCACUCCCUUGACUCCAUUGCUGCAGUGACAACAAGCUUGCAGAAUACAUCUUAUAACUUCACAGCGCCAAACGACUGGCCCCAGCACCAGGAUCAGAGCAGAUCGGAUGUGUAUUCUCUCAAGCAGGAGACAUUGAACCUUCAGCAAGGAGCCUCUGGGCAGCUUCAUACUGCUACCCUCCAUCACAAACCAGAAAAAAAUACUGAAUAUUCUUCCAGUAAACACGAACAUAAGUCAAGCAGCAGCAGCAGCAAACAUGCACUGCUUGCUCCUCCACCGAUCCCUCCCCCACAGAAAAUGACAUUGGACAAAUACAGAGAGAAACAUGCUGCAGAAAAGCGUAAGUUGGAGGGUCUUGGAGAUACAGAUAUCCAAAAUCAAUAUGCUCCUGUUACCCAGCUGAUGGUAGAGAAUCAGCCCCACCAUAGAAAGCAUGCUCAACAGUUACAAGUACCUGGUGGUAGUGCUGUGGCGUCGCCUAUUAAAAUGAAAAUUCCCCUUUCAAAUCCCGAAAAGACUGAAAAAAGAGACAAAAGUGGCUCCCUGAAAUUGCGGAUCCCGAUACCUCCCACAGAAAAGCCUUUGAGCAAGGAGGAGCUGAAAAUGAAAAUCAAAGUCUCAUCUUCGGAGAGACACAGCUCCUCUGAUGAGGGUAGCGGAAAGAGCAAACAUUCCAGCCCGCACAUCAAAGAGCAUAAAGAAAAACACCGGGACCGUUCCUCUCACCGCCACCACGGUGGUAGCCAUAAACAUUCCCAUUUGCACUCCCACAUGCACAGUGGGAACAGUAGCGGCAGCAAACUGAAUGCCGACGGGACUGUAACAGCGGCUUUGAGGAGCCCAGUAGUUCUUAGCAGCGAGGGCGGCCCCUCCAGUUCCAGCUCUUCACGGAAGAGGACGCACCCUGACAUCAGUCACAACCACCACUCCAAAAUGAGCAAAAGUUCCAAAAGUUCAGGUAGUUCCUCUAAUUCUUCCUCUGUAAAGCAGUAUGUAUCCUCUCACAACUCUGUUCUUAACCUACCCUUCCCCCCUCCUCCCCCUGUCACAUACCAGGUGGGCUACGGACAUCUCAGCACCCUAGUGAAACUGGACAAGAAACCAGUGGAGACCAACGGCCCUGAUACGAAUCACGAAUUCAGUGCAAACAGCCAGCAUAUGGACUACAAAGACACAUUUGACAUGCUUGAUUCGCUGUUAAGUGCCCAAGGAAUGAACAUGUAAUCUAGGAGGAAAAAAAAAAGCUUAGAUCUUGUGUUUGUGUUUGGGUUUGGGGUUGGGGGGGGGGGAGGGAUUUUAAUUUAAAAACUAAGAAAAGAAAUGCUUCCUAAUCCUUAGGCAGCAUAACAUGAUGCUGCCACUUGUUCAAUGUACUGCUGCUUUGUCCUCCACUGUGGAAAAAGAAAUAGCGUAAACAUAAGUUUAUCUCCAGUUCUCCACAUAAGAAUAGUAUUAUAAAUACUGUACUAGCAUGAAAGGUGCAUUUUUUAUUUUGUUUUAUUUAACAAUAUUUCCACAACUGUAAACUUCACACAGGCAAAUAGUGGCUGCUUCCAAAAGACAGACCCUGAACAGUGAAGGCAUGAUUUAACACUGCAGCCCAGAAAGUGGGGUUUUAGUUGCUUAGCUUUUGAAUGAGUGUCAUUGUUUUCUUUUUUAUAUCUUUAUACUGUAUGUAUGAUUUGCAUGUUUCAAUGAUAAAGGGAUAAAACAGAUUAUACUGACAACUGUUUACAGAAAGUGGAGAUAAAUGUACAUACAUUUUUGUAUGUUUAGCUAUACCAUAAAUACUCAGGUUUGGAGCUGCUUGUAAGUAUAACAAAUAUAUGUAAAAGACUUGUAUCUUGUAUAAGAGUCCAACAGUGAUUCAGAUGGCAGCAUUCCAGCUACUUAGAACCUGUAAGCUGCAUGGCUGCCAAGAGGGGCAUUUCCUGUCAUACUGGGAAUCUAGCACCAGUUACUGGUAAAUUUCAAGAUUAUUCAGAGGUCACAUAAAAAAAGUUGUCUUUUUACUCUCUUGACCUAGUUGAUCGAAGCUGGAUGCCAAAGGUUGUGCCUCUAAUUAAAAAAAAAAAAAAAAAAAAAAAAA
Molecule: messenger RNA, 3242 nt
Organism: Acipenser ruthenus (sterlet)
Lineage: Eukaryota; Metazoa; Chordata; Actinopteri; Acipenseriformes; Acipenseridae
Product: cyclin-T2-like
Exons: 9
Coding region: 176-2377 (733 amino acids)
Biological process (GO): positive regulation of DNA-templated transcription, elongation; regulation of transcription by RNA polymerase II
Cellular component (GO): nucleus; cyclin/CDK positive transcription elongation factor complex
Molecular function (GO): cyclin-dependent protein serine/threonine kinase activator activity
Source: RefSeq, a predicted model, not a curated record